Messenger RNA from Theileria annulata, 1143 nucleotides. RefSeq lists its product as uncharacterized. The transcript is spliced from 3 exons. The record is from RefSeq and is a predicted model, not a curated record. NCBI's taxonomy places the organism in Eukaryota, Apicomplexa, Aconoidasida, Piroplasmida, Theileriidae. Bases 1 to 1143 code for a protein of 380 amino acids.
AUGAAGUUUUUAAUAGAAAAUUUUGAAAUCUUAAUUAAACUGAAUAGGUUUUCAACUCAUAGAUUUUUCAGCUCUCUCAGCUCAACUAAUGCUGUCAAUAAACCUGAGGAUAAUAAGGUGUUAAGAUCAGUUUCGGGCAAAUUAAGCUUGGUUUCCGAAGAUUCCAAUGGAAAUCCUUUCACUGAUAUUCUACAUAACUCCUUACCAUUGCAAAAUACAACCAAUCAUAAUAUUUUACCCAAAAACUCCUCUACUCCUUCUCAAACUGAUCUUCAAAAUUGUGAUAUUGACUCUUAUAAACUAGAUAAAAACAGCAAUUCUCAACCUGUUCCAUUGGAGGAGACUAUAGAUAUAGAAACUUUUAAGGAUUAUCUAUUAAUACCGCCUAUUGGUAUAAAAAGUUACUUUAGCUUAAGGCCUGAAAAGCUUCAUUUUGGAACUCAUAUACUAUUUAAGGAAUAUGUUCCCGGGUCACUUCUGGCUCACAAUUACCCCCUAAAAACGCUCCCUCUCAGCUAUUCCAGGCGCAUUAACCCUGAUAUAUAUGUUAACACUUAUAGUGCUGAUGAGAGGAACUUUGCUCUUGUAGGCGGCCAAAGAAUAAGGUUGAGUUUAAAUCCGGGUCUCAAAGUACAAAAUUCCUACCCUUUACUUCAUAAAGUUUCCGGUAACACUACUCUGUUAUUCACCUUUUCCGGUGAUUUACCCAAUUCGCAAUAUAAAUCUAUACAAAGUUGGUUCACUCAAUUAAAUCUCAAUAAUAAAAAUGUUAAAAUUAUAACGGUAUUUUAUUAUUCACUAACUAUUAAUUAUAAUUUAUUAAUUAUAUUUUCUGUCGUUACUAGUUUACAUAUUUUAAAAACUACUAAGUUGUUGAAUUCGAGACAAAAUGUGUUAAUGUCUCGAGUCUAUAAGAGGUAUUUGGAGACUGUUGCUAGGAUAAUAGUUGAGGAGAGCACGUUCAUGUCAGUGGUUGGGAAGUUGAACAGUGAAUCUGUGAUAAGUUUGCACCAGUACAGGCCUCAGCUCCCAUCAGUAGUUUUAAUUGACUCGAAGGGAUAUAUUCGAUGGCAUUGUGUUGGGUUGCCAACAAACGAAGCCAUUGCUAUACUCCUCAACUCAAUUCAAGAUUUAACUAAAUAA